Messenger RNA from Cucurbitaria berberidis CBS 394.84, 1398 nucleotides. RefSeq lists its product as uncharacterized. Gene Ontology annotation, biological process: branched-chain amino acid catabolic process. NCBI's taxonomy places the organism in Eukaryota, Fungi, Ascomycota, Dothideomycetes, Pleosporales, Cucurbitariaceae. Bases 1 to 1398 code for a protein of 465 amino acids. The transcript has 3 exons. Gene Ontology annotation, molecular function: oxidoreductase activity, acting on the aldehyde or oxo group of donors, disulfide as acceptor. The record is from RefSeq and is a predicted model, not a curated record.
AUGUCUUUUCGAUACACUUCGCGAAUACUACGGCUGCAGAGGGGUUUGGGUGUGCAGACAAGCCGCAAUGGCUGUAGAGUAGCGACGAACGCGCCUGUAUGGCAGCACUGCCGAGCUGUUGCUUCAACAGCGAAUGCUGAGAAAGUGCUCUUCCCUGGUGCGCUGAACAGCGAAUUCACAAGUACCCUCGACUUCCUUCAACCGUCCCAGACCCAGGCGAUAUCAACCUACCGCGUCAUGAACCAGUAUGGAGAAAUCAUAGAUAAAGACAUUGGAGUGGAGACUACAGACGAGGAAGCGUUGGACCUAUACAAGAACAUGGUCAAAUUAAGCAUAAUGGACCUCCUAAUGUUCGAAGCCCAACGACAAGGUAGACUGAGCUUCUACAUGGUCUCCGCCGGCGAAGAAGGCAUAGCCAUCGGCUCUGCCAGUGCCCUCUCUCCCGCCGAUGUCAUAUUCUGCCAAUACCGCGAGACAGGAGUAUACAUGCAACGCGGCUUCACGCUAUCCCAGUUCAUGAACCAACUCUUCGCCAACGCCAAAGACCACGGACUGGGUCGAAACAUGCCCGUCCACUACGGUUCAAAGGAGCUCAACAUCCACACCAUCAGUUCAACGCUAGCGACGCAGAUACCGCAUGCAGCCGGCGCGGCGUAUGCGCUGAAGAUGCAGAACAUGUGGUCGCCAGAAACAGAACCGAGGAUAGCAGUGUGUUAUUUCGGCGAGGGCGCAGCGAGCGAGGGAGACUUCCAUGCCGCCCUGAACAUCGCAGCGACGCGCCAAGUACCCUGUAUCUUCAUCUGCAGAAACAACGGCUACGCUAUUUCCACGCCCACGAGCGACCAGUACCGCGGUGACGGCAUCGCCUCUCGCGGAGCAGGAUACGGCAUCGCCACCCUACGCGUCGACGGCAACGACAUCUUCGCCGUCCGUCGAGCGACCAAGGAGGCGCGCCGCCUGGCGCUGCACGACGGCGGAAGACCCGUCCUGAUCGAAAUGAUGGCCUACCGCGUCGGCCACCACAGUACCUCUGACGACUCAUUUGCAUACCGCCAGCGCGUCGAGGUCGAGGACUGGAAACGCCGCGACAAUCCCAUCACGCGCCUGCGCAAGUGGCUCGAGGACAACGCCCUGUGGGACGAGGACAAAGAAAAAGCAUUGCGGAGCGUGACGAGGAAGGAGGUGCUCAGGGCGUUUGAAAUAGCCGAAAAGGAGAAGAAACCUAGCAUCAAAAACGCGUUUGAGGGCGUGUGGGAAGAGCUCACUGAAGAGCAGAAGAUGCAUGUCGAGGAGCUCAAGGAUAUUCUUACGAGGUAUCCCAAGGAGUAUGACGUUGAGCAGUAUGAAGGUGGCAUAUCAGGACUGGACGAGCUGUUGGCUCAAAAGAAGCAGACGUAG